Molecule: messenger RNA, 4656 nt
Organism: Xiphophorus maculatus (southern platyfish)
Lineage: Eukaryota; Metazoa; Chordata; Actinopteri; Cyprinodontiformes; Poeciliidae
Gene: cd247l
Product: CD247 molecule
Exons: 8
Coding region: 60-485 (141 amino acids)
Source: RefSeq, a predicted model, not a curated record
AGAGCAGGCGAGACCAGCGAGGGACCAGACGAUACCGUGAGGCGACUUGCAGCUGCUUGAUGAAAAGAGGAAAACAUUUAUUUUUACUGACAGACAGAGGCAUGGAUUCAUGGAUGACAGGCGUGUUUGUGCUCUUUGCACUGUUCAUGCCUGUUUGCUGUGACGAAACUUUUUUCACUGAUCCGGUCAUCUGCUACUUUCUGGACGCGUUUCUGAUGGUUUACUGUAUUGCUGCAACGGCGCUGUUCUUCAGAGAAAAAUUCUCCAAAAUGCCUCAAGUUCAACCGGAGUCUGGAGAAAAGGGGGGCAUUUACCAGGAACUCGAGAGGCCAAAGGACACUGAUGCUUAUGAUAUGCUUGACCCCAAAAAAGCAAAGGGAAAAAGUGACAGGAAGAAGAGAGCUAAGAAGAGCCAGGGCAAGCCGAAGGAUAAGGAUCAGUAUGAAUCUGUUCCCACCAGCCCUCGGCCCUCUGCAGCUCCGUAGCGACGCAGUUGCAGAAACAGAAAGGUUCAUUGCAGCUGAGAUGAAUGGAAGAUUACUGCCCGUUUUUUUAUGUAAAGGUUUUCCUUUUCUCUUCGCUUUUUUGUAUCGAUAAGCACUUCAUUUAUUUAGUGGUUCAUUAGAUAAAACGUGGUUGGAUUUUUGGGAGACAUGAGGUUUUGUACCGAUGAGAACAGAUAGUUAUGCGCUGUGUAAAACAAGACGACCUAUUUUCUUCACUGUCUGGCAUUAAAUCAGACUAAACAUUUCCUGUCUUAUGUCAGCUUCUUAAGUUGUUUCUAUUUGCUAAAUAGCUGAAUAAUGACAUUUUUACCUUCUUCAAACCCAGAAGUUUAAACACACCUACUGGUUUGAUUCUCAUUUGAGUAAAAUGAAGGCAACUCAAAACUGAGAGCUAUUGAUCUUCACAGUAAUAAAACUGAUUCAGCCUGUGAAAAAGCAAAACAUCUUGUAAAAAACCUUGGCUGAAGCUGGUGAAUGUCAUUACAUGGGCUGAAAAAGCCACACAGCAAGAACAUUUUAAGAGAUUCUUUUGCAAUAGCACUCUGGGGCAAAGAGCUUGACUUUUACAGGCAUGUUGAAGUGAUUACUUCUACAUUUGUAGGAUGUUUGAUACUUGCAAACAUCUCACGUGUGAAGUAGGGGUGUGGCAACCUUCUCCUGAGUGUUUUGCUCCAGGAUAGACUGAUUAAAUGACUUAAGAAAAGAGUAAUAAAUACAAAAACUGAAGCAGCAUCUCAAGACGUCAGCCAGAAAGUUAAAGCUUGGACUUAAAUUCAGUUUUCUAAAUGGUGAACAACACUAAUAAUCCCGCUAAGUUAGCUACAAAGUAACUUUAAGGACAAGAACAUCAAUGUUUUGGAGUAGCCGUUAAAAAGCCUGGAUCUGACUCCAACAGGAAAUGUGUGAGCCGAGCUGGAAAAAUGUGUGAGCGAUGCCACCUACAAAGCUGACUCAAAAUUCCCACAAAUGAUUUGACAGAAUAUUAUUAAAAGUCACCAAAAAUAUUCGACCCCACUAAAAAACUGAAUAGCUGAAAUUGUAAUUUUACCACAUGCUAAAGAAGCACAAGUAAACUUUUGACGUUAAAGUAAAAAAAUAAACUUGGAAAAAUAGUCUCCUUCUGACAUUUAGCAAAUAGAUGAAAAUUAAUUCCGACUAAAAAUUGGAAAGGUUUAGUCUGAUUUUAUGUUUUUGUUUUUUUAGCCUGCUGUCAUGCUGCAAUAAUAGUAAUAGAGGUAUUUUCUAAGCAUAGUAAAGCACAGACUGAUGUAAAAUUGAAUACAAUAGUAUCUCUACAGACGGAUUCACUGUACAUAACAGGAGAAAGCACAUGUCAAAACACUUGGAAAACAGUUUUAAUGAUGUUUACAACAAAAAAAGGAACUGUACAUUUACAGUAAAAGAUUAUCUUUGUAUGUGUAUAAAAACAAAAAACAAAAAUACAGCAGACAAAUGCAUCAAAAUCUACUAUGUAUCCUGAUUCACAUACUUAAAACUCCUACACAAUCUUUCAUUUCUAAACCUCCAGGACUGGAGGCCUUUACUUAUUUUUCUUUUUUUUUAUUAUUCUUUUUAGUAAUAAUAUCAGAGCAGUGUCCCUCUCUCAGUGUUGUAUUUCAGGUGAAAACCAAAACUCCUUACAUUCGAGUCCUGGAAAGUAAAUCGAUAGACUGCAGAGUAAGAAAAGGGAGGAAAAUAAAACAGGAACACAUUCCUUUAGAUCAGCCCAAGCUUCCAACAUGAAUUGUUUUACAGAACGCAUUUCUCGAGAUACACUGACAUAAUAUGUACAUGGUUGUCAUCUUUUUUUUUUCUUCUUAUUUUUCAAUUUUUUAUUGAAAGCUGUGGUUGCCUGGGCCGGAAAACUGAUAAUCGCACACAUGACACACCCAAAAAAACAUACAAAAAUACCAUAUCUUUAACCUACUAAGAGUAAGACAGCUCUGCAAUUAGUUCCAUGCUGUGACAGAAAAUAAAAAAAAAAAUAAAGAGGUUACAACAAACAGACGCUUUUCACACAAGUUUUUUUUUUUUUUUUUUUCUUCUCAGAAAUAUACCAAAAUAUACAUCUAAGCUUUGGAAUUACUGAGGCUAAGGACUAAAAGCCAGAGCUGGGUUUUGUCUCUUAAUACACAUGCUGCAGGGCGGGAAGGGCGACACAGAAAGAGAGAGAAAGAGAGAGAUCUUUGGUAUCUGCGUUUGUCAAAAAAGUUAAAUAUUUGGAUUUUUGCUUUGGGAUAGCGCUUGUGAGAGCCGGGCGGCCUCGCCUGGAGUAAAGCCUUAGACAAAAGUGUCACCGAAGCCCCGUCGGGUCUGAGCCGGGCGGGGACGGACCGUGAUGCAUAGUGUCACAGAGUCUGUAGAGAAGAGACGACGGUGAAGGGAAGGACGUGUGUUUCUGGAGACAUGAAGGGGGAGCGAGGGGAAGAAGAAGUCCUUGAGAAAGAGAGAGACGCAAUGGAAGAAAGCAAGGGAGGACGUACAAAGUCCUGAGCAGGUACAACGUGCACAGGAUCCACCCUCAGCGUGUAUUAACAAACAUCACCCAGCUAUCACCACAUUGGUUCGUGCCCGUCACAGAGGCCCGCUCAGCCCCCUCUGAUCCCCGCCCACAGGCACUGAAACCGCUGCACCGACAAGACGCACAUUCACUACGAGAAAAGCACAAAAAAAAACCCCAUCCCCUUACAGUCGAAAUGCUUUGGGACUCUGGAGGAUGAGGGACGUGGAGGGAGUGCAGCCUGGAUUAGAUGCUGAGCAGUGAGGCGGGGAUGGGCGAGACGACGGCGUUGCUCGCGUACAAUCAAGUUAGAAGUCUUUGGUUAGCGUUGGUACCACAGGAAACCGAGAGCGGGCCACGACAGGAGGAACCUGCACAUACUUGUACCGUGUCAUAAAUGACAAACAGAAAUAUGGACAAAAAAACCAAAAACAAACAAAACAGGAUUGUCAAACUUAAAAGGAAGUGUAUAAACACAAAGACGAGGGUAGGAAAUUAACUAAAGUGGCAACAAAAGAUUGCAGAUUUUUCAGUUCUGACAAAUGUAAAGACACGUGUGUGCACAAGUCGUGAAGGAAAAAAACAGCAGACAUUCACAAGCACUGGUGUGUAAUCUGCCUCCACCUUGUGGCAGUACAGGUAUGAGCAGGCUUCUCCACCGACAUUUUUUUUUUACUUUUAAAAACAUUUUUAUUAUCUUAUAAGUAGAUUAAAGCAGGUUUCACUCAGUUUCGAGUUAAGAAAUGAGGUAUACAACAGUUUGUUUUGCCUUACUGGUGGUCCACCUGUUCUUCCUCCACAGCAAACUGACAUAAUCGGGCUCAAUAUAGUCGCCUGGUUGAACCACGAGAUCGCCUUGAAGUCUCAAGAUCACCUACUGACAGUGAAGCACUAAAAGCCAAGAAAACAGCUCAUAAGAAUAUCAAAUAAAAAAAAGAAAAAACAAACAAAUCAACCACAAACGGUAGGAUUUUCCCAAAGCAGGCUCGGCGAACGGCCUGCUUGAAGCCUGUGGCCUAAUCAGUAGACGAACUCAGUCAAAAAAAAUUUAAAAAAGAAGUAAGCACUCCUCUAUAAUAAACUUUUUGAAAGAAAAAAGAAAAUCACUCCUUACACCAGCUGGAAGAUGAGAAAAAAUGCACCGUAAAGGUUUGCGGACAACCCAAACACACUUUCACACACAAAAAAGCCACUGGAAUUACAAGUAAAGCAUUUCCCAACCUGGCCAAAACAAAACACACAUCACUAAUCUCCAAAAUGCCCCAGAUAGCUACCAUUUCAACAAAAUGCACCAGAUUUGCCCUCACACACACACACCCCAACACAACGCUACAAUGCUCAUGUCUUCUACGUAACAGUAAGGCAUAAACGAUAAUGUUAAUCCUCUCUUGUCAAACUACAAAAGCCAGUGAUCUUAUCCUCUCACGCUAUACAAAAACAAGGCAAAAAGUUAAAGAAAAAUGAUUGUUAAAGACAACACAGCAAAUCAAAUUCACAACAACGCAAAAAUAAAAUAUUAGCAAUAAUAACAAUUAUAAAAUAAAGCAAUAAGGUCAGAUGCUUCAGCGUCUCGAGUUCCUCCGGUCAAAAACAGAGGCAUCCUCACUAACUUCCUCUCAUAUUUUUGGUCAGGUAAAAAAAAAAAAAAAA